Guillardia theta CCMP2712 is the source of this 1143-nucleotide messenger RNA. RefSeq lists its product as hypothetical. Gene Ontology annotation, cellular component: nucleolus. NCBI's taxonomy places the organism in Eukaryota, Cryptophyceae, Pyrenomonadales, Geminigeraceae. Gene Ontology annotation, molecular function: protein binding. Gene Ontology annotation, biological process: ribosomal large subunit assembly. The record is from RefSeq and is a predicted model, not a curated record. The coding region runs from base 1 to 1143 and encodes 380 amino acids. The transcript is spliced from 14 exons.
AUGGGAAAAUACCUAGACGAGGCUUUCUGCGAGGGGACGUAUGAGAAGUUUGACAUCGACAACUUCACAUACAACGAGACGAUCAUGAAGCUUCGGACCGACGACAUGGAAAUGCCAAUCUUAAGCAUGUUAGUCACCAGGGCGAAAGAAGGGGGAGAAGAGCUCUUGGUGACAGGAGACGGUGAAGGUCGCAUCCGAGUGUGGGAAACGGAGACUUGGAAGCAGCUCGUGCAGUUUGCCGGGCAUCGCUGCGGCGUGACGACGAUGAUCGUUGCGGAGACAGGUCAGAUCAUUAGCGGCGGAGCAGACAACGACAUCUGGAGUUGGAACCUCCUCUCCUUCAAGGGCGAAAAGUUGAUCGCUGGAGUCCCUCCGAUCGCCAUGAACGCCUUCAUGGACUUGAAGACUGCACUCACUGUCACAUGGAACGGACACGACGCUUCCAUCUUCAGCCUCGGCCUGGUCAACGCGACGCGGGAAGGAGUGGAGGAGGCAGGAGGAGGAGACAGAAAGUUCGAGUGGAAGGGGAGUCUGGUCAGGACGAAGGAGGAGGUUGAGGGUGAUGGAGGCUUCUUCCGGGCGCUAGUGAGUGGUGACUUCCACGGCAAGAUCAUGGUGUGGGACACGCGGGUGAAGCCUCCUGAGCUAGUCGCUGAGCUGGACGAUCACGCGGGCCCAGUGCGAGUGCUGGAGGCUCAGGAAGAGAAGAACUUGUUGUUCUCUGCGGGGGAGGACUGGGCGAUCAAUGUUUGGAGAACGGACACAUUCAAGCUCGUGAGGAGGCUGAUGGGUCACGGGGCUCCGGUCCGGUGCUUGAGGAGAGUUGGCGAGCUGUUGCUGAGCGGGUCCAUGGAUUGUUCGCUGAGAGGAUGGAACCUCCUGGCUGGUGGACAACCGGUGGAUCUAGCUCUCAACCAUACCGGGUGGGUGAUGAACAUGCACGUGGACGAGGCGCGGGAGCGGAUUAUCACCGGGUGUAGCGACGGUGGGGUCUACGUGUGGGACUUGAGUUCGCAUGCGCUCCUCUCAGAGACUCCAACUCAUGACGGGUGGGUCCUUGCCCUGGCCAUGGUGACCGGCGGACGAGUCGUCUCCUCCUCCAGCGAGCUUGAUCUCGCCAUUCGCCCGCUAGAGCUCUGCUAG